ACUUAUAGUCUCAGCUGUCUGGCACGCGCACUUCAAGCGACACUCUCCCCCCCUCAACGUCCUCAAACCCCGAAACUUAACAGAGCUCUUGCAAGGGUGCAUAAGGGAAAUGAAAGGCGCUCAGAUGUUCAGGCCCGCCGCUGCUGCUGCGGCAGCGGCUACCGUUCUGCUGAUGUGUUGCGUUUCGUCCGCCGACACGGGCUCGUCCGCACGCGCUAGCGCCGUUGCGGUCUCGAGUGGCGGCUCGCCCUCGACGGCCUUCUCCGGGUCCGUCGCCGGCCCCGGCCAGGACGCCAGCAGCAGCGUGGUUGUGGUGAAUGGGAAGACGCUGGUGAACGACUCGCAGGUCUUGUACAACCAGGCUUCCGCCGACCUCGCCUGGGAUGCCGCGCCCGCCUGCCCCGCUGAAUCCGCGUCUCAGCCCGUCGUGCUCGAUUCAAUGGGUCGGCCAUGGUCCUGGAACCCGGCCAGUCAGCAGUCCUGCGCCGUGCGCCCCAGCCCUGCAGGGCCGCCCGCCGCCACCGUCGCCUGGGAUGCCGCGCCGAGGUGCUCUUUCGCGCCCACCGCCGAUACCGCCACUCCGGACGCCAGCGGGCGUCUGUGGUCGUGGCAGGGCGGCGCCAGCUGCGCGCACAAGAACAGCGACGGCACGCCCAUCUACUAUGACGGCUACCAGGUGGGGCCGGCUGCUGGGAGGCGCCGCGCGCUCCUGGGGCGGACCGGUGACGACGCGUCCUCCGCGGCCGUCACCAUGCCAGUGACCAAGAUUGGCGCCACCCUUACGGACGGCGCGGCUGUUGAUGUUGAGGUGCAGCAACUGCUGGACUGGACUGCCGCCCUGCCGUGCCCCAUGGCACCAAACGCCAAUAACAGCGCUACGGAUGCCCGCGGGUGGUUGUGGGGCCAGAGCCAGGGAGCCCGCUGCGCCUUCAAGGCAGCCGGCUCCCGUCCGAUCUACUACCCAGGCUACGUGGCCGCAAACUACGACCUGGCACCGCUGUGCAGCGCCGCCGUGAGCCGCGCUACCUCCAUGGCCGACUGGCAGGGCAGGCUGUGGAACUGGGAGGCCGGAGUCAACUGUGUCCACACCUGCGAGCGCCCCUCUGACCAGCUAGCCGCGGCCCUUGCGGCGGCAGCCGUGCAGACUGCAUUGGCGGCCAACACUUCUGCGGCGGGCGCCCAGCCGGCUGCUACCAGCGAGCCGGUUGCGACUGCAGCAGACGGUGGCAAAGACUCAGCGGCUGCGGCAGCUCAGGUUGCGGUGGAUGCAACUCUGGCGGCGGCAGUGGAUGCCCGCGCUGCGGUUGGGGCAGCCACGGCACCAGUAGCGGCUGGCACUGCUGCUCACCAGCAGGUCCCGGCGAACGCCACUGCGGCGAAGGACAAGGCCGAGGCCGAGGCGGUGCGAGCGGCGGCGCACGGUGAUGCUCUGGUGGCGAUGAUGGGUGAUCCGGAGACCGCAGCCGCGCUGGCGGAGGCGGCGGGCCCCGCCACGGGUGCACGUACGGACGCGGGAGAUGCGGUAGUUGCGGCGGGGCAGACGGACAUCGCAGUCGGCCCUGGGGCAGGGAGAUCCGUGUUGCAUGGGGCAUGGGGCAUCGCUGCGACACUUAAACAGCCUUUGAUUUGGACCACUGUUUGAUUUGCACCACUGUUUAUAGGUACUGCCACAAACACAGUUUCUAUCUUGUUCUGGUGGUUUUUUGCGUCUUCGCGCCUUUGCGUCUUGAAAAAGCUAUAUCAGCUAUACUUCGCGCCUUCGCACCUUCGCUCGUUUGCCUUUUCCUCUGCAAAAUGUGCAAAACGCCGAGGUCCGCGCUACAACCAUCUUGCCUGACCGGCGAGCGCUCGGAGAGCUCGGGGACGACCUAGAGCUCGCGGCAGGCAAACGCAAGCUGAUGCGGAUGGUUUGAUGAGGUCUUAGCUAGGUCCACGCCGAAGAGCCGUAUGGAUAAGGCGCACGUGCUGUCGGGGUACAGGCAUGUACUGUUAGUGUGGCAAACCAGUGGUCGUGUCGCAGGGUGUCGUGUACACCCCUAGCAGCAGUGGAUAGCUAGUCGUGCAUGUACCGGAACAAAACACCAGCCGGUAGAUAGCGCACAGAAAUAAAGCUCCAAGGAGACUGUAAUGCUGUGCAUAGCGGCGUACCUGCGUGCACUGCAUAUGAAGAUUGCCUGUUGGCAGCUCUGAGGGUGCAAGGGGAUGUUGCCUCCCUUCCAGCGCUUGCCGCGUGUCGCUUCGGGCUUGUACCACAACUCACGGCGUGCAUUGGCCGUGCACCAUAUCCAAUUCAAAUUUGUAUUUGGGCUGGCGGACUAUCAGCGCUGUUCCGCCUUCCCGCUCUUG
Messenger RNA from Chlamydomonas reinhardtii, 2346 nucleotides. RefSeq lists its product as uncharacterized. NCBI's taxonomy places the organism in Eukaryota, Viridiplantae, Chlorophyta, Chlorophyceae, Chlamydomonadales, Chlamydomonadaceae. Bases 110 to 1642 code for a protein of 510 amino acids. The record is from RefSeq and is a predicted model, not a curated record. The transcript has 8 exons.